Messenger RNA from Mauremys mutica (yellowpond turtle), 685 nucleotides. Its product is annotated as zinc finger protein 57 homolog. Gene Ontology annotation, biological process: regulation of DNA-templated transcription. Bases 370 to 672 code for a protein of 100 amino acids. The transcript is spliced from 2 exons. The record is from RefSeq and is a predicted model, not a curated record. Lineage: Eukaryota; Metazoa; Chordata; Testudines; Geoemydidae.
AGUGUGACAAACCUGCUGCGACUUGUUUAACGGGGGCCUAGAGCCUCAGAACAAAGGCUUGGGUGUUGGGGGAGAAAAUUCCCUAAUUUGUGAAACAGGAAACAGACAAAGCAACCCCCUGGGCGGGGCUGGGAAAACUGACCAGACUUCCAGUGCUGAACCCCUCAGCCUGCGAGCCAGGGGCUGGUGUGACAUGGAAAGGGGGCACCCACCAGGGAGGUGUAGGGAAGGUGUCCUGGCCCCUCACAUCCCGCUGCUGGCAGUGGGGAGGGUGUUGGGUUCCUACCCUGGGGCUGGAUCAGCCUCUGGCUCGUAGGGGUGUGAUGGAUCUGCUGGCAGAGACAAGGGGUCUCUCUUUGUUCUCUCACCAUGGUGCCCCCCGGCUGCUCUCGGCAGUGUGGGGAUAGGACUCUGCUGACUGUCUCUGUCUCAGAGCUUCCAUUUGAUUGGUUCCUUUCCUCCAUGAAUAGUGGGGCAGCUGGUGUUGGACUCUUGCUCUUUCAGGGGCCGGUGACCUUCGAGGAGGUGGCUGUGUAUGUCACCAGGGAAGAGAGGGCUCUGCCGGACCCCACUCAGAGAGCCCUCUGCAGAGACGUCAUGCAGGAGAACUAUGAGAAUGUGACCUCGCUGGCGCCUGCGGGCAAUCUGUUCGUGCACUUUUCUGGGCAGUGACAGCGCGGACGCC